This is a messenger RNA of Penicillium canariense, 441 nucleotides long. RefSeq lists its product as uncharacterized. The coding region runs from base 1 to 441 and encodes 146 amino acids. NCBI's taxonomy places the organism in Eukaryota, Fungi, Ascomycota, Eurotiomycetes, Eurotiales, Aspergillaceae. The record is from RefSeq and is a predicted model, not a curated record. The transcript is spliced from 3 exons.
AUGUCCUACAGCAUUGCCUACGACGCCGCCCUUGCGCCGGCCCGAGGACCGGCCAUCGUCGCUUUCAUGGAGGACUUCUAUCGGACCAGCGAUACCGAGUCCCUGCACGACAAAUAUGUGCAGAGCUUCACGGACGAUGCGACGUUAAUCAUGGGUUCAAAGGAGGCAAAGGGGGCUACCGAAAUUCUACCUCUGCGCCAUGGACUUUGGGCGCACGUUGCCUCGCGCAAACACACGCCUACGCGAAUCUUCUUCGGCGGCGAGAACGAGAUUAUGCUCUACGGCGGCGUGAACUACCGACUCAAGGCCGAUCCGGAGAAGGAUGUGUAUGUGCCCUGGGCGGGGCGAGUAGUGUUUGCGCCGCAGCAGGAGGGGGAGGGCGUGAAGAUGCAGUUCUAUCAGGUCUAUCUGGAUGCUUCUGCGCAGUCGGGGAAGAAAUAA